AAAUCUCGUCGAUGACAGUUUGUUUUUAUUAAUUUUUGCUAAAAAGCUAAGUGCGAGUGUUGUGAUAAUGUGUUCAUAGUAAAACUUUUUGUAUUGAAAUAUUCAAUAUGGAAAUUCAACUGGUUAUUUCCUGUUUCUUACUUUCUUUUGCUUCAUGUGCCGUUAUAAUUCCUGAGGAGCUGCCAUCUUUGCUGUCAGUGGCGUACUCUAACAUCCCACCUAUAAAGAAAGGGACAGACUCGCGGGUAGGCUUUGGCUUCGCUUUCGGCAACCAUGCUGACUUUCAAGUUAUGUUGGAGCUCGGUCCUCAGACUGACACGAUGGCGUUAAAUGGUCAGCCGUUCCCUAAGAAUGGUAACAGUAACAGCAAACGACAAGCACCGUCGCCACCAGCGAAAAUAAACAAGAAUAGAGAAAAGUUCCUCCAAACCGAUGCGGGGAAAUACCUACAAAAUUGGGCCCAGAAGAUGAAAAAUCCCCCUAAACCUGUGAAAAGGCCAGCUCCAAGACCUGGCGAUGUCAUGAAUCUAGAAGAUUCCCUGGUAGAACUAGUCAAAAACGAAAAAGGGGAGUAUGAAAUACACCAACCCAAACCUGGUCACAUGCCGCAGUAUGUGCUGGAUAGUCUGAAGAGGUUAUAUGGAGAAAAGAAGGAAGAAGCGAAGAAAUUAGUGGAGAAGAAGCGAAGCGAGGCGGAGAUUAAGAAGAUAACUGAAGAUUUGUCUAACGUUGAUUUGGAUUAAAUAAAUUGCAAUGCUUGUAGUAGUA
Maniola jurtina (meadow brown) is the source of this 768-nucleotide messenger RNA. RefSeq lists its product as uncharacterized. The transcript is spliced from 5 exons. NCBI's taxonomy places the organism in Eukaryota, Metazoa, Arthropoda, Insecta, Lepidoptera, Nymphalidae. The coding region runs from base 108 to 743 and encodes 211 amino acids. The record is from RefSeq and is a predicted model, not a curated record.